Molecule: messenger RNA, 1438 nt
Organism: Guillardia theta CCMP2712
Lineage: Eukaryota; Cryptophyceae; Pyrenomonadales; Geminigeraceae
Exons: 12
Coding region: 555-1346 (263 amino acids)
Cellular component (GO): membrane
Source: RefSeq, a predicted model, not a curated record
GGGAGGGGCAAGAGGAAGAGGAGGAGAAGCGAGAGGCAGAGGAGGAUGGAGAGGAAAGUGGAGUUUCAGACCAUGCAUGACGGCGAGUUUGAUUUUGCUCGCCUCGCUGCAUUUUGUGCAGAGUGAGUCGCAUCGCGGUGGUGAGGAUAAUGGGCGGGGUGAAGGCGGGGUGAGGAUGAUGCCGCAAGAGGACGACGGGAACGAUGAUGGUUUCUUGCGAUCCGUCAACACCUCGGUCAUUGAAAACAUCACCGUCGUGAACAUCACCAAUGUUGUCACCGAGUAUGUUUCAAACCAGUCAACGAGCAACCUAGGGGAGGAGAUCAACAGGCUCAUCUUUGCCAUCAAACACCCGAGCUCCUUCUUUCAGCCCAGCGACAUGGACCCUCUGAUAGUCAGAGUGCUCUGGUCCGGGUUUGUUCUCUUUCUCGUUGCAUCGUUCAUGAUCGUGAUUGACCGCCAUCGGUACAAGAUCAAGUACCAGGGUGAUCACAACUUGCUGUUCUUGAUGUUCAUCACCACAACCCUCACGUACAUGACGAUGGCCAACGGCCAUGGUCGAGCUUACAAGUACGCCAUCACAGAGGUGGACCCAAAGAAUCUCACGCGAACAUACGAUCUUCAACACAGCUACAACUGGAUCAAAGUUCGAUUCUUGUCCUUCGGGAGACGUCAAGUACAUUUGGAUGUCAGCAGUGGCAAAGUUCGAGAUGGUCCCUUUCAAUCCUCCCUUCUUCUAUGCCAAAUACGUGCAAUGGAUGAUCUCUACCAAUAUCACGCUCUACCUCCUCAUCCGGUCAGUGGCCAAGGCGAACAAGAGAAUCACCUUCCGUGUCAUGGCCUGCAACUCGCUGAUGAUUCUCAGCGGACUCUGUGCAGCCUCGAUGAGGGUGGACGAGAUCAGCACGCUGGAUGCGCCGCGGUACAUCACGUCUCGAUGGAUCUACUGGGUGUUUGGGAUGAUGUUCUACAUCCUGCUGCUCACAACCCUUAACAAUGGCGUGCGAUUGGCAGCAAACAGCCGGCAGACGCACGCAGAGAGGGGCAAGGUGUUCAAUGAGCUCUUCUUCAUCAUCUGUGUUGGGUGGUCCCUCUACCCGUUCGUCUGGGUCGUCACGGAGGGCGCUUACAUCGUGACCUUCACUACCAACGUCUACUCCUUCACUCUCCUCGAUGUCGUGACCAAGUUCUCCUUCGCGGCUGUUUUCCUCAUCCGGAUACCGAAGAGGAAACAUCAGAAGCUCCGUCAUCCUGCGACUGAGAAGAUUCAACAACUUCGCAACUUCUUCUCUAGGAGACAUCAUACCGCCGACAAUGCCGAUCCUCGAGAUUCCUACAGAACAUGAUGCACAUGAAAUUGAAGCAGUGAGAUGUCGGUGUAUAGACAGUCAUCGUGUGUAAAUAUUCGUACAUUUGUAAAUGAUUUGUUGUACCUUUG